Danio rerio (zebrafish) is the source of this 2087-nucleotide messenger RNA. Lineage: Eukaryota; Metazoa; Chordata; Actinopteri; Cypriniformes; Danionidae. The record is from RefSeq and is a predicted model, not a curated record.
GAUCAGUUUACACCACACCACACAAACGUCACUGAAGCGAGAGAGAGGAUGCUGAAACACUGAGGCUGUGCCAGGACCACAGUCAGUCUACUAUCAGCGUUCAAGAUCCUGGAAAUGUGCAGGUUUAUCUGUCAUGGAUGCAAAUAUGAUACCAAAAUUCACCACUAAAGAGGAGGAAAUUGACUUCUGGAAGGCUCUUUCACUCAAGUACAAAAAAAGUUAUAAGGAGGCACAGGAGGAGUUGCUGGAGUUUCAAGAGGGCAGCAGAGAGCUGGAAACCGAGCUGGAGACACAACUGGGCCAAGCGGAGCAUCGAAUCAGAGACUUGCAGGCAGACAAUCAGAGACUGCAGCAUGAGCUCGACUCGCUCAAGGAGAAGCUGGAAUAUCAGUAUGCUCAGAGCUAUAAACAGAUCUCUGUGCUGGAGGACGACCUCAGCCAGACUCGAGGCAUCAAGGAACAGCUGCAUAAAUAUGUCCGAGAGUUAGAACAGGCCAAUGACGACCUGGAGAGAGCUAAGAGAGCCACCAUAACAUCUCUGGAGGACUUUGAGCAGAGGCUGAACCAGGCCAUCGAGAGGAACGCUUUUCUGGAGAGUGAACUGGAUGAGAAAGAAUCUCUCCUUGUGUCUGUGCAGAGACUAAAAGAUGAAGCCAGAGACUUGCGGCAAGAGCUUGCAGUGCGAGACACCAGGUCAGAGGUGACGAGAAUGUCAGCUCCCAGCUCUCCGACUCCGGAUAACGACAAAACAGACUCUGCGGUCCAGGCAUCCCUUUCUCUGCCUGCUACACCUCUUAGCAAGAAUCUGGACAAUGCUUUCACCAGUCAGACAGUUCUGGCCAACGGCUCCACUAACGCAGCCCUCACACCAUCUGCUAGAAUAUCAGCGCUCAAUAUUGUGGGCGAUUUACUGCGCAAAGUUGGGGCUUUGGAGUCUAAGCUCGCAGCUUGUCGAAAUUUUGCAAAGGACCAGGCAGCCAGAAAGAACUAUGUUACCAACGUCAACGGCAAUCUGAUUAAUGGCGACAUUUCAAAUUACUCUCAUUCGCUCCACACAUCCUACUUCGACAAAGCCAGAAGAGAGAGGGUCAUUUUCCCUGCGUUACUCUUGGCAGGACGGUGAACGGUUUGGACCCCGGUGACGCGACACACAUCACAGCCCCACCGCGAUCCAACUCUCCAUCUGGCCUGGUCCUCAGCGUAUAAAACACACUCAGACUCCAUUUAUAUCCACUAUACAGCAAUAUAAUACACUACUGAAGCUGAGUCCACCCUACAGUGGGGUUUACAACAAGGUUGGUAAUGGGAGCCCUUCUGUAGCAGCACCUCAUAACUCGGUUAUAGUCUCGGUUCGCAAUAUACUACAUGAAGUACUUGUUAAUAGUUGUUAAAGAUGUACAGUAUAUACCCUGACCUAAUAUAUUUAUGGUUACCGUUCAUUUAGCAUUCAUGUACAUAUUUACGUUGUUUUCUGUUUGUUAUGGAUGUGAUGUCUUCUAACACAAUCCAAAAAAUGUAUUUAUUGCUAUAGUGUUGGAUCGCAACGUAUGUGAAACCUGAAAACAAAGGGAAUUUAUAAUAUUAAUGUAUGUUGUGCGAUAACUGCACCUGUUUGUGUAAGAAAGUAGACCUGAUAUAUAAUGAUAUACUGUAUAAUUGAUGGAAAAAGGAUGGCUAUCUAGACUUACAUGUGCACUUAUAUGUCAUUUUUAUCCCCAGUUAUACAUUUUUUUUAUUAUUAAGUGCUAAUGUGUGCCUCAGAUGGUUGAACUUACUGUAUUUCUGUGGCCUGGUGUGAAGCGUCUUUGGAGUUGCACAUGAAGGAUUGGUUUUGGCUUCAGCAGGUUUGUAUUGGAACACUGGUUUUAGUCAUUCUGACAAUCGACUGCUGUAGUAAUACUGUAUAAUACAUUUGCUAUCGAGUCUCAGGUUGGUUUCCCAGCCUCAUAGUGUUUGUAUUGAUUUUCAUACCUUAUUUGUCUCCUUGAAUGAGAUAUCUUACUCGUUUUGCUUUGUAUAGUGCAAUGUGUUCCCAAAAGCACCUUUUGUUACUUUAUUUGUUGCUCAAAUAAACUGUUGAGUUCUGA